This is a messenger RNA of Cyprinus carpio (common carp), 1228 nucleotides long. Its product is annotated as splicing factor U2AF 35 kDa subunit-like. NCBI's taxonomy places the organism in Eukaryota, Metazoa, Chordata, Actinopteri, Cypriniformes, Cyprinidae. The transcript has 9 exons. The coding region runs from base 584 to 1051 and encodes 155 amino acids. The record is from RefSeq and is a predicted model, not a curated record. Gene Ontology annotation, biological process: mRNA splicing, via spliceosome. Gene Ontology annotation, cellular component: U2AF complex; spliceosomal complex. Gene Ontology annotation, molecular function: pre-mRNA 3'-splice site binding; metal ion binding.
AUAGAAGCGUGUGCGAGCUUGUGAUGACGUAGAUGGCAGAUUCGCAUCCGAGUUGGACCGUUCAAGAUGGCGGAGUAUCUUGCGUCUAUUUUUGGUACAGAAAAAGACAAGGUCAACUGCUCCUUUUAUUUCAAAAUUGGAGCUUGUCGUCAUGGAGAUCGCUGUUCUAGAUUGCACAACAAACCAACUUUCAGUCAGACCAUCUUGAUUCAAAACAUCUACCGUAACCCCCAAAACAGUGCACAGACAGCCGACGCAUCUCGCUAAGAUACUUCUCUGUUUCAUCAAAGCCCUGAGACCUUUACGUACCGGUUCUCUUGUCAUCUUGGAUGGAUGUCUGACCUCUCCUGCUGACCCCACUCCCCCCAAUUCACUUGUUUUCAUGAAUUGCCUAAUUUAUAAUGUUGAUAUCUCAUGUGGUCUGUAGACCUGGAUGCUAAACAGUCUUAGAGUUUUUUUUGUUUUUUUUAUUUUGUUGUUUUUUGUUUUUUUUUCACAAAGAUGCACAUUUUUUAUUUCAGACCAUUGUCCUCAUGAACAUAUACCGUAACACUCAAAACACUGUGCUGUUAGUGAUGUGGAAAUGCAGGAACAUUAUGAUGAGUUUUUUGAGGAAGUCUUUACAGAAAUGGAAGAGAAGUAUGGAGAUGUCGAGGAGAUGAAUGUGUGCGAUAACCUUGGUGAUCAUUUGGUUGGAAAUGUUUAUGUGAAGUUUCGGAGGGAAGAGGAUGCUGAAAAGGCUGUAUUGGACUUAAAUAAUCGCUGGUUUAAUAGCCAGCCAAUACAUGCUGAGCUCUCACCAGUUACAGACUUUAGAGAAGCCUGCUGUAGGCAGUAUGAAAUGGGGGAGUGCACUAGAGGUGGUUUCUGUAAUUUCAUGCACUUAAAACCCAUUUCCCGAGAGCUGAGGAGAGAGCUUUAUGGACGUCGUAGAAAAAGACAUCGUUCCCGGUCAAGAUCUCGUGAAAGACACUCUCGCUCUCGUGACCGCAGCCGUGGAGUUCGUGAGAGGAGAAGAUCAAGAGAUCGUGAACGUUCUGGAAGAUUUUGAGCCAUCACAGUUUUGCUGCCUAUGUUUCGUUGCUUAGUGUCAUCAACCAAUGACCAGCAUUUGUGAGACUUAAGAUGCCAUGGUUUGCUUGAAACCCUUUUGUUUGUCACUUUAUUUACUUUUUUAAGUGUACAGUUGAAAGAUUUUUGUUUCUCAAUAAAAGUGCAAUUUUAUAAA